This is a messenger RNA of Fusarium fujikuroi IMI 58289, 738 nucleotides long. Its product is annotated as probable glutathione S-transferase. NCBI's taxonomy places the organism in Eukaryota, Fungi, Ascomycota, Sordariomycetes, Hypocreales, Nectriaceae. Gene Ontology annotation, cellular component: cytoplasm. The coding region runs from base 1 to 738 and encodes 245 amino acids. The record is from RefSeq and is a predicted model, not a curated record. Gene Ontology annotation, molecular function: glutathione binding; glutathione transferase activity. The transcript is spliced from 5 exons.
AUGUGCUUAACGGCAACAAAACUUGUUCUAUACGGAGAUUACAUUUCUCCGUAUACUAUCAGCACCACGCACGCAAUGCUUGAGAAAGGCAUAGACUGGGAGUACAGACAUGUCAAUAUUCUUAGGUCCGAGCCUCGAAGUCCUGAGCACCGAAAACGGCACCCAUUUGGCAAGAUCCCCAUUUUAGAUGUGGUGAAUGAUCGAGGGGAGACAGUGCUUCGAAUUCGCGAAAGCCGGGCAAUUGCCCGCUAUAUUGCCAUUGCUUUCCAUGGUAAGGGAAAUGAUCUGAUGCCAGAUAUCAGCAAUGUGAGCGCAAUGGCUACUUUUGAGGAGGCGGCGUCAAUUGAAGCCUCAUAUCUCGCUACCAAGUCAUUCCAAUACGGCUCGAGUAUAAUCAUCAGGCCUCUAUUGGGAGUACCCUCCCUGGACAAAGAGACAAUGGAGGACAUCUGGAACGGAUUAAGUGAUGACUUGAAGGCCAUAGAUGAAAUCUUAUCUACUCGAAAAUAUCUCGCUGGGCCUGAUUUUACGCUCGCUGACGUCUGGUCGAUGCCUUGGGUGUCUACGCUUAUUGAUUUAAAGGGCGGGCGUGAUGGGCUUUUCUCUGAUCUACCGCACUUAAGACAUUGGUGGGAGAAAGUGAGCGUGAGACCGGCAUGGCAGGAGGCUUCUAAGCUGAUGCAUGAGGCGCUGGAGGCUAUGAAGGAGAAUGCUGGCAAAUCAGCGCAAGGCGAUUAA